UAAAGUGUUGACUGCUGUCCACUUGUGUAUAUCGUUUUCAGAAUUGCAGUUGAAGAUAAACAUAACAAAAAUGUGUAAUGUUAUAUCAUGGUUCAUAUUCUGGAUGUUUUUAUUUACGUGUACUGAUGGUUCCGUUACCAUAAAUUCAUCAGCAGAGACUGUUCCAGAGGGGUCAUCUUUGACAUUAACAUGCACGUACACUGGAAUUAAUCAGCUGGUUUCAAUAAGAUGGAUAAACAAUGGCAAUAAUUCGACACGAAAAUACGACAUAACAAUCCAACCACAAGAACCAUGUUCAAUAUUUGGGACUGGUCUCAACGAAACUCUCUUCACCUACACCUGUCACACGCUGACUAUUUUAAAUGUAACACGGAAUUAUCAUAACGACAACUUUACAUGUCAAGCAAAUGGGAAUAUAAACAGUGGCAAUAGUGUUGUCGUCAGUGUUGCAGUGCCAAUAUCAACAGUAGUCAUGACAUCACCAACAGAUUCAAAUGCCACUGUCAACGCGGGCUCAUCGAAGAAUUUCACGUGUCGUACAUCUGGGGGUCUUCCACAACCAAUAGUGGAGUGGUAUAAGACGUCUAAUAGCAGCUGCACCAGGAAUGGCUUCAAGAUAAUGAAUUCCAUACCCAGUUCACCGUCUGAAAUCAAUGGUCUUAUACAGGUGGAAAGUUCACUGUUAUUCACAGCAUCCAGUUUGGACAAUAAUCUCUGGAUUUGCUGCGCGGCAAGUAAUAUCAACUCUCAGUGGAAACUGUCAGGAACGAAGCUUCUAGACGUAAGAUAUCCUCCACCUAAUCCGCCAGUGAUUGACGACUUCAACACAAUAACGGAUUACCAGAUGAUAGAGAAUAGCACCGAACGCCUGACAUGUAGAAGUACUGGCGGUAAUCCUCUUGCCAGCCUUGCGUGGAGUUGUUACAAUGGCAUCGAGUCAAACCCUAACGUUAGCGGCGGUUCAAUCAGUCGUUCUGUACAGUUCACAGCGCUGCGUAACCAAGACAACACGUGCACGUGUACUGCCACGCAUGAGGCGGGACCGUUGCAACAGGCUACAAUGGACGUCAAUAUUAUGUAUCCCCCUUCAAAACCGGAAUUCAAAGUGGACGGUACACCAGUGGGCGUCGCGAUUAGCAUAAUUAAAGACAGUGAUCAGACGGUGACGUGUCACAGUUUUGGAAAACCUAAUCCAUCUACAAACGAUUUCACAUGGACAAAAGGAAGUGUCAUUGUUAGUUCCAACUCGGUUUUAAGCUGGACCGGCGGAAUCAGAAUUCAGGAUGGAGGCAGUUACAAAUGUACCGUUACAACAACGAUGACACCAUCGAAUACCAGCAAAACUCCAGUUACAACAGAGGUAUCUUCUGACGUCACCAUGAAUGUACUAUACGCCCCGUCCACACCAGAAAUACGAAUGAACACUUUGAGUGGAGACGUGAUAACGGACCAGAUCACGGUUGUGAUUAACAGGCAGUUUGAGUUGGCGUGCAAGGCGACAGCGUAUCCAACCGCAAAUUACAGUUGGACAGGCGGCUCCAGAACAUAUCACACACAGAUUCUACAGGAUACCAUUACAACAAAGACAAACACGUCAAGGACAUGUACAGCCCAUAAUGUGCUGAAACCGUCCGUCGGAAUUGAGCAGACCCCAUCCUCGUCAGCUUCUAUAGCUGUGUAUAUCAAUUGUAAGUUCAAUUGA
Mya arenaria is the source of this 1702-nucleotide messenger RNA. Its product is annotated as hemicentin-1-like. The transcript has 6 exons. Gene Ontology annotation, biological process: cell-cell adhesion. Bases 71 to 1702 code for a protein of 543 amino acids. NCBI's taxonomy places the organism in Eukaryota, Metazoa, Mollusca, Bivalvia, Myida, Myidae. Gene Ontology annotation, molecular function: cell adhesion molecule binding. The record is from RefSeq and is a predicted model, not a curated record. Gene Ontology annotation, cellular component: cell-cell junction.